CAGGUUAAUUAAAGAAAAUUAAUUUUCGGAUUCCCUUUUUUCUUCCGCUUCACGAUUUCUCUCCGGUUUUCUCCUUCGUCUAAUCUCUUCUCGCGGGGCGGAGAAUCAGGGCGGAGUUCUGGGCGCUCGCCGGAGCUUUUCCUCGGAUUUUUUUCCCGUGCUUCUUCCCGGCCGCGGCCGCAGUCGGCAUCGCAAGUGCUUGGCAAUAACAAGACGCUAUGAAGUUCUGCAAAGAGGGCAAGGUGGAAGUACUGCAGAAGACAGAGGCACCUUUCGGUUCCUGGAGGCCUGCUGAGAUCCUUUCUGGCAAUGGGCACACCUAUCUUGUAAGCUAUGAUCCAUGUCUGUUUGACGGUAGUCUGGCCAUUGAAAGGGUUCCAAGAAAGGUGAUAAGGCCUUCUCCCCCGUCCCCAGAUGGUCCUGUAUGCUGGGUCCCAGGCGACAUCCUUGAAGUCUUUGACAGCUAUUCAUGGAAGGUUGUGGAAGUCGUGAAAUUGCUUGGUCAUGAGUACUAUCUUGUCAGGCUCCUCGGAUCCUCCCUAGAAUUGAGGGUAGAUGCAUCCAAUCUUAGGACAAGGCAGCUUUGGCAAGACGACAAAUGGGUUGCUCUUCCAAAGGAUUCUGCAAGAUGUGCUGCUGGUUCACUUAGGAGUCGGGCAAAAGGUGGAAAUUCAGGGGGCAGUCAUCUUGUAUUAAAGAACAAGAAUGUGUUUGAAGACAAUAUGUCUCGAGGCAUGAAGAGGAAAACUUCUGCUGCAUCAGCUUUCCCUAUGCAGCGUAGUGAAGUUACUAAGAGAUUUCAGACUUCUCGCAGAGAUGGAGGACGCCAACAUAUUGGUCCUGGAGAUUCUCUUCAUUUGAUGGAUAAGGGCCGAAGUUGGAGGCUUGUAAAGCAUCCUUCGGUAGGUCUGUGUUGAUGGAGGAGUUUGUCACAUGGUUAACUUGGUGACCAAUGUGGCAAUUUCCAUCAAACUUUGGUUCGUAUCUAAUUUUUUCCGUUUUAUAUCUUCCUUUUUUUUAGCUUCUUUUAGGGCUUUACUAGCCCUUGCAAGGAUACUGGACAGGAAAUUUGGGUUGGCAUUAAUGAACAAAUCAGUUAAUGGUAGCAUUCAACAUGCAGCAUGUUUGCAAAAAAGAAUGCUUAUGUCAGUACAGAGAAUUUAUUGGAUAUUCUGACAAUGUCUUUUUCCUGAACAAGGAAAACAAUGGAGUAGUUUUUUUUGGGGGUAACAAAGUAGUAGUUAACUGCACAAUAAUCUGAAUAUGUUCCUCUGUUGGUAAAGGAAGGAAUUGGAUAUCAUAAUUGCACAUUGCACUCUAUGUGAUUAAUCUCUAAAUCAAUAGAAAAAUUGAGUUGUUUAAGUUGAAAAGCUCUAUUAUAUAGGCAUGGAUUAUACGACAAUAACAGUAGAUCAUAGUCAUAGCACGUGUGAUUUGUUAAAGUAGUUUUCAAAGAUUUAUCUUGGCGACAGUACUCUUCAAAUGCUAGGUCUCGGAAGCUCAUCUAUUGAAGUUAAUAGCUGGUUUUUGCUUUGCAAGAGUCCACAUCAGCUAAAUGAUUAUUUGGCACAUUCUGGGGAAUGAGGGAGACUAUCCCUAUUGAUAGACUUAUUAUUGGGUUUUGGCAUGUACAGUGAGCUACACCUGCAACUUACCUGAUGUGGAUAUUGAGAGGUAAGUUAGUAGGCAUAUUAUUUAUCCUCAGUAGGUUUGUUAAUUAUCUCAUACUCCCUCCGUACCUAAAUAAUUAUAGUUGGGGAGAACUAGUCUAGUUCUUCCCAACUACAAUUAUUUAGUUACAAAGGGAGUACAUGAUAGAUAUUACAAGUGUAAAGUAUUUCUCUGAAAAGUGCUGACUCAGAUGUGUUACUACAUGAUCUUUUUGAUAUCCUUACAAGAAGUUAUGGAGACUAGCUUUGUAUUUCAUAAAUGUAAAAGUACUUCUCUGGAAAGUAACGCUUAUUUUCGCCUUCUUACUGUUGUGUGGAUGAGUUUGGGUCUAUGGAUUUACCUACAUGUCCCUUAUAGUUUCUCAGUAUAAAAUCCUAUUCUCUGUCCUGUUGCCACUUUUGUAUUAAAAGACAUUGGGAUGUUCUAUGACUUCUAUGUGUAAUGGCAACGCUUGUUAAUCCUCCUACAGUCAUGUUGUCCGUAUUACAGAUAUUCUUUUUUUCGUCGCACUUA
Hordeum vulgare subsp. vulgare (domesticated barley) is the source of this 2184-nucleotide messenger RNA. RefSeq lists its product as uncharacterized. The record is from RefSeq and is a predicted model, not a curated record. Lineage: Eukaryota; Viridiplantae; Streptophyta; Magnoliopsida; Poales; Poaceae. The transcript is spliced from 4 exons. The coding region runs from base 219 to 917 and encodes 232 amino acids.